GCGCCUUAACGCCUUAACGUCCAGAUAAGUCUUUUAUGAUGACUGGGUUAUAAUCCCUUCAAUAUGACUAGAACAGGAAUGAACGCUAAAUGAUUAAACUUUGACUUGUGGUCAAUUUAUGAACCGAAUUUGCCCUGGCGUCUAAUCCAGCUUAUCCAAAUAAGCUCAACGUUAAUGAACUCUAACCUCUAAAUUGUUGAAAAAGACAUAUCAAAAGAUCCCGCAUCAUCUGGCCAAGGCAAAGGAUGCCCAAAAGCUGGGAAGGAGCUUUCUCUGCUGGGAAUUGGCCACAUGAAAAUGUGUGAGCGGUAUAAUUUUGGUGAGCCGUCAGUUCCACAGUGAAAGGCUCCUAGACGAGAUGGAGCUCAAAAAGGAAUGGAGUGCCUUUGGAAUACUUCUUCUGAUGACCAUUAUCAGUGCUGUGAACGUCGUUUUCACCUCCUAUUACUUGGCCUUUAAGGGCAUCAGCGAAAUGGAAAUCGUGGAAAGUGUGGUCAAGCGAAAUGCUCAAGAUUUGGGUCCGGGUGAAGUGAUUUGCUCUGGACCGGAUUUUGUCUACGUUGGACGCAAUCAGAUCUUCUUAGCUGAUCCCGAUCGAUCGGACCAUCAUAAUUAUCAAUUCAGCUCGUUCAGUCAAGAAAAUCUACCAGAUAUCAUUCAGACCUCAACUUUGCGCUCCAAGCCAACCAGUGACUUUGAAAUCUCAUCAUUGAACGAGAUCCGCAUGUUUGGGCCCAAAAAAGCCAAGCUUCAAUCCUUGGGAGGUUCGGUCAAGAUCAGCUCCCUCAAGAACUUGGAGCUCAACGCGCUCAAUGCCAUCCAACUCAAAAGUGCCAAUAUUUUCAUUCAAAUGCCGGAACCCGGUCGACCAGGUCGUUUGAAUAAAGCUGGGUUUCAAUUGUGUUCUUGUGAGAAUGGCAUGCUUUUCGCCAGUGUCAAUGAUCAUCCGUGCUCAUCGGACUACCAGGUCUGUGAAAUGGAGAAGAUGGAGAUGGAAUCUCGUUAAAUUGAAAUUAAGCGUUCUGACGUACAUACGUCAAUCCACUGGAUUUCUCAACGCCUUUGAAAUAACAAAAGUUGAGAUUGAAGGGGCCAUUUACAAAGUUGCAAUAGGUUUGGAUAAAAUAUUUGCUUGUUAAUCAUCAUUUGGAUUCAAAUCUAAGCCGCCAUGUACUUAACUAUUUCAUUCGGAAUAA
This is a messenger RNA of Tigriopus californicus, 1196 nucleotides long. RefSeq lists its product as uncharacterized. The transcript has 5 exons. NCBI's taxonomy places the organism in Eukaryota, Metazoa, Arthropoda, Copepoda, Harpacticoida, Harpacticidae. The coding region runs from base 359 to 1006 and encodes 215 amino acids. The record is from RefSeq and is a predicted model, not a curated record. Gene Ontology annotation, cellular component: sarcoglycan complex; membrane.